AUGCCCACGGGGGAAGACGGGCAGUGGCAGUGGCCAUUUCCAGAUAGGGGUGACGGGCAGGGACGGUGUGCGCAGGGCCAUGUCCAGCGGGGGGUGACGGGCAGGGACGCUGUGCGCAGGGUCAUGUCCAGCAGGGGGGCCAUGCCCACGGGGGAAGACGGGGGAAGGCGGGCCAUGCUCACGGGGGAAGACGGGAAGUGGCGGUGUGCGCAGGGCCAUGUCCAGCGGGGGGUGAUGGGGGUGGCGGGCCAUGUCGAGCGGGGGCUGACGAUCAGUGACGGUGUGCGCAGGGCCAUGCCCACGGGGGAAGACUGGCAGUGGCGGGCCAUGCUCACGGGGGAAGACGGGAAGUGGCGGUGUGCGCAGGGCCAUGUCCAGCGGGGGGUGAUGGGGGUGGCGGGCCAUGCUCACGGGGGAUACGGGAAGUGGCGGGCCAUGUCCAGCGUGGUGGCGCUGGGCGCACACGUGGUGUGCAGCCGCAUCCCGGGGCUGACGGCGCGGCAGAGGGAGCUGUGCCGAGCCGCGCCGGACGCGCUGGUGGCCACGGGAGACGGCGCGCGCCUCGGCCUGCACGAGUGCCAGCACCAGUUCCGCCAGCGCCGCUGGAACUGCUCCGCCGUCGGCUCGCACCACGUGUUCGGCCACGUGGUCGUCGUCGGCAGCCGGGAGGCGGCCUACGUGUACGCCGCCACCAGCGCCGGGGUGACGUACGCCGUGGCGGCGGCCUGCAGCCGGGGCAACAUCUCGGCGUGCGGCUGCGACCGGCGGCGGCGGGCGGCGGCGGCGCGCGGCUGGAAGUGGGGCGGCUGCAGCGUGGACGUGGGCCACGGUGCCCGCUUCGCGCGCCGCUUCCUGGACGCGCGCGAGGUGGAGGGCGACGCGCGCAGCCUCAUGAACCUGCACAACAACCGCGCGGGCCGCAAGGCGGUGCGCGCGAGCCUGCGCACCGAGUGCAAGUGCCACGGUGUGUCGGGCAGCUGCACCAUCAGGACCUGCUGGAGGACGCUACCGGCCUUCCGUCAGGUCGGUGACCUGCUGCAGCGCAAGUACUCGCGAGCGCGCGCCGUGGCCGCGGCGGAGGGCGGCAAGGGCGGCAAGGGCGGCCUGAGGCUGGUGCUGCGGAGGCCAGAGGCCCGGAGAGGGGCUCGUGGGCCCAGGAAGGCGGACCUCGUGUACCUGCAGGAGUCGCCCAACUACUGCGAGCCUGACCUGGAGCGUGGCUCUCUUGGCACGCACGGUCGCCGCUGCAACAGGACCUCCCCAGGCCUGGAGGGUUGCAACUUGCUGUGCUGCGGCCGAGGCUACAACACGCACCAGUUCACGAGGGUGUGGCAGUGCCGCUGCAAGUUCCACUGGUGCUGCUACGUCAACUGCGACACCUGCCGCGAGGACGCGGAGGAGUACACCUGCAAGUGACCGGCGGUGUUCGACGAGCCCUCCUGCUGACGCGCCCUCACCCAGCCAAGCGCGGUGGACCUGGCGGAGGUGUUG
This is a messenger RNA of Bacillus rossius redtenbacheri, 1491 nucleotides long. RefSeq names its product protein Wnt-7b (gene Wnt2). The transcript is spliced from 11 exons. Gene Ontology annotation, molecular function: frizzled binding; cytokine activity. The record is from RefSeq and is a predicted model, not a curated record. NCBI's taxonomy places the organism in Eukaryota, Metazoa, Arthropoda, Insecta, Phasmatodea, Bacillidae. Gene Ontology annotation, biological process: positive regulation of JNK cascade; neuron differentiation; cell fate commitment. Gene Ontology annotation, cellular component: extracellular region. Bases 1 to 1416 code for a protein of 471 amino acids.